ACGUCGCAGUCGGUCGCAAUGCCGCGCAAAAGUGGCGCGUUCCAGUUUUAUCAAAGAUGCGAGACUAGACUCAUCAUACAUAUGCAUGGGGGUGUGGUUGCCAGUGCUGUGACGUUUCGUCUCCGAUCGAAAUUGAAAAAUGGAGUGCCUCAUUGACCGCUACAAAGUUUUCGAGGGAAAAAUACUGCAAAACCUAAGAUCCAACGGUAUAAUUCAUCGAAAAGACAGUAGUUCUGGACUAUGGCUGGGCUCGCUAGCAGCGAUCAGUACCAUGGUUACUGUCCUGGGAGAAGAAAACAGUUACUCCGAAGUUUGUUUACUUUUAGGAAUUACAGGGCUGGGUUUGAUUAUCAGUUGUGCAUGUCUUUACACCCGAUUGUCGAUGAACAUGAAAAUGGUCAAAGAUUUUCAAUUGGUUUACUUUUUACCAUCGAUGAUAACAUCUAUGAUGUAUGUUAUUUUAGGGAAUAAAGGAUUACUAACAAGUGUGUUAUGGGGCUUAAGUGUCGGUACACUCAGUACGUGGGGUGUUGUGCAAGCAAUGUCACUGUUCCCUGGAUGUUUUACUCUUGGGGAAGCAACGGUUGUUACUCACGGGUGCAUUUUGUUUUUACUUUCUGCUGCAUCCAACUUACCAUUUAGAUAUCACCUGCCACCAAUUCACGACGACGAUGUGGCUACUGUAGUCUUACAAGUAGGAGGUUUGUUUGUUAUGAUGCUUUGCUUGAUGACCAGAUAUUUUUCUAAACUACGUUCCUCCAAGAACUUUUACGUGACAACGUUGAGUAUGGUACUACUUGUUGUACUACCAGUGCUGUACAAUUUACUAGAUCAAAAUGCAAUUUUUUGGGUACUCACCUUUGCUUUUGGCGAUAUGAGAAGAGUAUUUAUGAUAGUGUAUUGGGCACUAUGUUUAUUGUUGGGAAUUAGCGCAAUAACAUAUAGAAUUCUUUCAAAUAUUCAUGCUUCGACAUCGGCAAGAAAAUCUUUUCACCUGUUGGCAGUGGCAGUUUAUAUUCCAGGAUUAAUAAUGGAACCGACAUUACUUUAUUUAGCAAGUGGUGUAAUAAUGGCCUUGUUCGUGUUACUCGAAUUGAUGAGAAUCUUGAAUCUGCCACCUUUAGGAGAACUCUUGCAAGAAGGCUUCUGUUCAUUUGUCGAUGAAAAAGAUUCAAUAGUGGCAUUGACUCCACUUUACCUUUUGAGUGGAUUGUCCUUUCCAUUGUGGAUGCCUACAGAUAAUCUCGAGCUGCUGCCUCUACUGAGUGGAGUAUUAACAGUAGGUGUAGGUGACACUGCAGCUAGUACGAUUGGCUAUAAAUGGGGUAAACAUAAGUGGCCGGGUUCACAUAAAUCAUUCGAAGGAACAGCAGCUUGCAUCAUCAGUCAGUUAAUUUUAAUAUACGGAUUGCUAUGGUUUGGAUUCAUCCCAAGUGGAUGGUAUCUGCUUCGAACCAUAUUGGUAGUGAUCGGAACCUCACUAGUCGAAGCGAGAACUGACCAAGUGGAUAACUUGGCUUUACCCUUAAUAAUGUAUAUCGCCCUCAGGAUAUAACGUAGUGCGGUUUUUAUUAACCUACCAGUACAAACUAUACCGCGGAGUCUGAGGAUCGGUUAAUGUACCAAUGUUUGAUAUUCGUGUCUCCGAAACGUUCUAGCGAAUAUACCUCAAAGUGAUUGGCAUGUACCUGAAGUCUAAGCCUUACGAGAAUUGACUAAACCGAAAAGGAGUGCCAGUGAUAAGAGGAUAGUAUACACACUACUGCUCUUAUGACAAGUACUUUAAUUAAAUCUACGCUUGUUCAUCCUCAACUAGGAUUGAUUUUCAGUCCUCUUUAUCGGAAACGACACGAGCUUUAAAUAAUGUCCUCCCCAAUUCUGCCGAAGAAUCGUGACUCGAUUACGCUCCACAAGAUGUGUAUUUAUAUUACAAUAAUUAUGUCUGUAUCUUGUCGUUGAUACUUUGAAGGCGACGGUCGAAUAGUCAAUGUACUUGUCAAUUACUGUAUGGAAAUUCAAUGGACAAUUAUCUUGGUGAAAAGUCCCUAGGUAUGUAAUAGGUCUUUAGCAUAAGUACAUUUUGAAACACUUCGAAAUUGAAGUGUGUCACUGUAUAUUAUGAAAGUGGAAAAUGAUCGGGUGUUUUAUGAGUCUUUCAGGUAUUUAUGAUGUAAUAAUAGUUAUUUAUUAUAUUAUGAAAAUCAUGUUUACCUAGCUUCUACCACAUUUUGCUGUGAGCGUUGCGGUAAGCAUUACAGAGGAGCAUACCGUGCGUUAUAUAUAUUACAUUCUUAUACUUCGACUUUGCAUUCCCAUUGAUGCACUUUUCUAUGACACCUGACACGUCGCACGGUAUUUGAUGUAAUGUUUAUUUAAAUAAAAUAUUUUUGUACCUAUA
Messenger RNA from Orussus abietinus, 2398 nucleotides. RefSeq names its product dolichol kinase (gene Dolk). Gene Ontology annotation, cellular component: endoplasmic reticulum membrane. Gene Ontology annotation, molecular function: dolichol kinase activity. NCBI's taxonomy places the organism in Eukaryota, Metazoa, Arthropoda, Insecta, Hymenoptera, Orussidae. The record is from RefSeq and is a predicted model, not a curated record. Bases 140 to 1555 code for a protein of 471 amino acids. The transcript is spliced from 8 exons. Gene Ontology annotation, biological process: dolichyl monophosphate biosynthetic process.